Messenger RNA from Nezara viridula (southern green stink bug), 2985 nucleotides. The record is from the annotation of a GenBank genome assembly. NCBI's taxonomy places the organism in Eukaryota, Metazoa, Arthropoda, Insecta, Hemiptera, Pentatomidae.
AUGCAGCAUCCCAUUUUAUCAGUGAUCAUCUAUUUCUUCAUUGCUAGUAUAGCAGCCGAUUCUACUGCAAAUAAUACUUUAGAAGGACCCAAUGUAUGCACACGACAAGAACCGUAUAAUUUCACUGUAAGAGUUACUGUUAAAAAGCCAAGACAAAUCAAAUCUUACACAUGGUGCCUGAAAGUUCCACCAAGAUGUUCAAAAUAUGAAAUUGUGUUUGAUUCUUCUUACCAAGAUGAGGUAAUUACAAAAACAAAACCAGUUGAUGUUUGUUGUGAAGGUUAUGCUGCUUCUUCUAACAAAUGUAAACCUGUGUGUUCCCAAGACUGUUUACAUGGGACAUGUGUAGAACCAAAUAAAUGCAAAUGUGAACCUGGUUAUGGUGGUCCACGGUGUUCAAUCUCUUGCCCGAAAGGAAGAUGGGGAAGAGAUUGCGAGCAUGAUUGUGAAUGCAAAAAUAAUUCUACAUGUGACCCUUUCUCAGGAAAUUGUGAAUGUAAACGAGGCUGGUUAGGGAAGUUAUGUGGCGAACCUUGUCCUGAAGGGAAGUAUGGAGUUGAAUGUGCUGAAACCUGUAGGUGUAAACACAAUGCUGGGUGUGAUCAUGUGUCUGGCAAAUGCAUCUGUCCCAAAGGUUACACUGGAUCACUCUGUGAAAAAAUGUGUACUCCAGGACGUCAUGGUUCAGAUUGUAAACAUGAAUGCCUUUGUCAAAAUGGUGGAACUUGUGAUCCUGCAACUGGUGAAUGUUUUUGUACUCCUGGUUGGACUGGACAAGUCUGUGGCAAUCGGUGUCCUCCUGGAACAUAUGGUGAAAAUUGUAGUCUCACUUGUGAUUGUAAUAACAACUCAAUUUGUGAUCAUAUCAAUGGUACUUGUAUUUGUGCUGUAGGAUACAUAGGUGAAAAGUGCAAUGAGAAGUGUCCAGUCGGAACAUUUGGCGACAAUUGCAAAGGGAUUUGUAAUUGCAAAAAUGGAGACUGUGAUGUAUCAACCGGUAAAUGUAAAUGUCAAAAUGGUUGGACUGGGGCAACAUGUGAAGAAAGGAAUUGUCCUGAAUGGUUUUAUGGUCCAGAUUGUAAAAAUCAUUGCGAAUGUACUCCAAACCAUACAGUAACGUGCCAUCCUUGGACUGGGAGAUGUGAAUGUGCUAUAGGAUUUCAUGGUAAACAAUGCUCUAAUUCGUGUCCAUUUUAUCAGUGGGGAAAAGGUUGCAAAAAUGUGUGUCAAUGCUUUAAUAAUGCACUUUGCUCACCAAUAGAUGGCACUUGUCAGUGCACUGCCGGUUUCCAUGGUAAAAACUGUAGUGAGCCAUGCCCAAGUGGAUUCUAUGGAGAAAAUUGUAAAGUUAAAUGUAAUUGCAACAAUGGAGGCCAAUGUGAUGGUGAAACAGGCGAAUGUUUUUGUCCUCCAGGGUGGAAAGGUAUGUUUUGUGAAAGACCGUGCCCUGAAGACAUGUAUGGAAAAAAUUGUUCAGAGCAGUGUAAUUGUCAAAACAAUGGUGCAUGUGAACCUGUAAAUGGUACCUGUAUCUGUCCACCUGGAUAUAAAGGUCCUGAUUGCAGCAAAACAUGUGAUGAGGGCUUUUUUGGUAUCGGAUGCAAACAAAAAUGUUUCUGUGUUGAAGAAAAUACUAAAUCUUGUGAUCCUAAGACCGGAAGUUGUAUUUGUAAAGAACCUUGGAAUGGUAUACUUUGUGAUUCCAAGUGUGAACCAGGUAAAUACGGUGAUGAUUGCUCUAAAGAUUGCCAUUGCAUACAUAAUGGUUCUUGCAAACAAGAUAGCGGAAAAUGUGUUUGUGCUGCUGGUUGGAUGGGUGAGACAUGUCAACUUGCUUGCCGUCCAGGUACUUUUGGUACUUUAUGCUCUCAAACAUGUCAAAACAAGAGUUCAGGUAAAAAUAUGUCUUGUGAUCAUGUAACUGGAGAAUUUUCUUGCCGGCCAGGUUAUAUUGGACCUAUGUGCCAAUACCCUUGCCCAAAUGAUACCUAUGGUCCAGGUUGUAAGCAGUCUUGUGAUUGCAAAAAUGGGGAUUGUCAUCAUGUUACUGGUCAAUGUCAGUGUCUCCCUGGCUGGCAAGGGCCAAAAUGUUCUGAACCAUGUCAAAAUGGAACUUAUGGAGCAAAUUGUUCCUACGUAUGCAAGUGUCAAAAUAAUGGGACUUGUCGACCUCUUGAUGGAGUUUGUCAUUGUAAGCCUGGAUGGUUUGGCCAUCAAUGUCGCCAGAUUUGCCCAGAUAAUUACUAUGGAGAAUUCUGCAUGAAAUUAUGUCAAUGUAAAAAUGAUAAUUUUAUCUGCCAUGCUAUUGAUGGUUGUUCAUGUAAGAGAGGAUUUACUGGCGAUGACUGUGACAUCCCCUUGACAGAAAAGAGUGUCCUUGAUCCAACAGAGCGAGCAAAUUCAGGUGGUGCUGGAUCAAUCAUUGGUGGAACCUUCCUUACUAUUUUGGUUGCCGCUAUUCUUGUUUUAAUUGUAUUGUAUUACAGAAGAAGGGUCCAAAGCCUCAAAACUCAAAUGUGUAAUAUCCAUUACACUGCGAAUCCAGAAGGAUCAGACCGAAAUCACUUCGAUAACCCAGUGUAUUCUUUUGGAUCAACUAUAAGGGAUGAAGAAUCACCUCUUAAUAAUCAGUUCAUUAAUAAUUUGAAAAGUUCGAACUUGAAAAAAGAAAAACUGGAUGCUUAUAGAGUCGAGCCUGGAUUUCUGAAAGGUGCUCAAGGUGGUUCAAUUCUUAUGAAGAACAAAGAGGCUGAUCUUGCCAAUCCAAAUGUUUAUCAUAAUCCAGAAGAGGAUUUAUUGGAUAAAGAAGAUCAUUUAUAUGAAGAAUUAAAAGAUAAUGCAAAGAAAUUGCAAGAGGAAACUUAUGAUCACCUUGAUUAUAGUCGACCAGGAAGUUCAUUAAAAACACAUUAUCACCAAAUGCCAAAUGGGAUUAAGAAAUCUGGUGAUAGUGAUGUGGGAUCCACGAUCAGCGAAGACACUUAG